Triticum urartu is the source of this 1490-nucleotide messenger RNA. RefSeq lists its product as uncharacterized. The record is from RefSeq and is a predicted model, not a curated record. Lineage: Eukaryota; Viridiplantae; Streptophyta; Magnoliopsida; Poales; Poaceae. Gene Ontology annotation, molecular function: double-stranded DNA binding. Gene Ontology annotation, biological process: regulation of DNA-templated transcription.
AUGAGAUUGACGCGGGGGGACCCACUUGGUCAAAUACCAGAGCACGCAGGUCAUUUUCCUAGUCAUUCUCGCUCGCGCCACCGUUCCCCAUAUCCCCUCGCCGCCGCCGCCGCCGCCGGCGUCCGCCGCGCCACCACGGCGCCAUGCUCCGGCUACGUGGCUGCGUCCUCACCCAGCUCCUCUCGUCUUCCUCUGCCUCUCCCGUGUCCCAUCUCCGCCGCCUCCUCUCCGCCGCAGCCCCCGCCAUCUCCCCAAGCAUCGGGUUCGCCGUGGAGGACUACCUCGUCCGUACCCAGCGGCCUCACCGUACACAGGCGCCAAGCCUCCAAGCUCUCCCACCUCAAGUCUCCCGCCAAGCCCGACGCCGUGCUCGCCUUCCUCGCCGGCCUCGGCCUCUCCGCCGCCGACGUCGCCGCCGUCGUCGCCAAGGACCCGCUGCUACUCUGCGCCAAAGUGGAGAAGACCCUGGCCCCCGUCGUCGACGGGCUCACCGGCCUCGGCCUCUCGCGUCCUCAGAUCGCGCACCUCGUCUCGGUCGCCGGCGAGAAGUUCCGCUGCAGAGCCAUCAUCGACAGGCUGCACUACUACCUGGCCCUCUUCGGCUCCUCCGGGAAGCUCCUCCGGGUUCUCGACCGCAGCCCCUACAUCCUCUCCUCCAACCUCGAGAGGGUGGUCAAGCCCAACGCCGUGUUCCUGAGGGAGUGCAGGAUAGGUGCUUGUGAUAUUGCCAAGCUGUGUGUCGCUCAGCCGAGGAUGCUCACCUCCAAUGUGGAGCGCGUCCGGGCGAUGGCGGCAAGCGCCGAAGGCCUAGGUGUGCCCCGUGGCUCCAGGAUGUUCUGGCGCAUGCUGAAUGCCCUUGCGUUUCUCCGCGAGAAGGAUAUCGCCGCCAAAGUGGAGUACUUGAAGGACACUUUCAGAUGGUCCGAUGCUGAGGUGGGCAUUGCUCUUUGUAAGGCCCCGAUGGUGCUGGCGUUGUCCAAGGACCUGCUGCAGAGGAAGUCAGAGUUCCUGAUCUCUGAGUCAUGCUGCGAGAGGAGGUAUUCAUGGAGAAGUUCAUAUGCCCCUACAAGGAAGCUGCACCACAACUCGCUGAAGACUAUGCAGCAGCUUGCAAAGGGGAAGUGCCGGCUAGAUUCAGAUUUACAUGAACCAAGGCCUGUACGAAAAUUUCAUAACCGGGUAUGACACAACAGAAGUUUCACUCUCCGCAUCAAGCCGCUCAUUCCUGAUUCAAUGUUGUUGGCCUAAACUUAAUGGUGGUUGGCUGCUAUCUACAAUCUAUAGCAUGUAUGUUACGUUCUCAUUUGGUGGUGCUAAUCCAGGAUGAAACUGAUAUUUUGAUUUGUGAGCCUUGGUAUGCUUGUUAUGUCAUUCAGUAGGAAGAAAGCAUUGCGCUGCUAUUAACUUGCCCCUCCUCAUGUUAUUGACACAUAUAUUGGAACUAAGAGAGUGUGAGAUCACGGCAUCCUACCAAUGCUUUGAAGUGAGUA